AUGGGUGUUUUGUGGCUGUGCUGCGUUUUCCUGACUGUUUGCGGAUCUGGGCUUGGAGGCUCCGACAAAUGUGACGAGGUCCGGAAAGUUUUUCAGGUCCGGCACAUUGGACCGAGUCAGGUACUGCCUCCAGGACCCAGACCAGGCUCCGACCUUCAGGUGUGCACAUCCAAAAACCUGACGUGCUGCACCAAAAAGAUGGAGGAGAGGUACCAGGUGGCGGCCCGCAGGGACAUCCAAAAUCUGCUGCAGAUGUACAGCAACGACCUGAAGACGCUGCUGUCACGCAACGUGGCUUCUUUUCAAGAGACGUUUGAGGUUCUGAUGAGGCAGGGGGAGAACUACACCAAUGCCUUCCUCCAGGCGUCCUAUCAGAAAAUGGCCGAUCAGGCUGCGGGACCGGUGGGGGAACUCUUCACUGACAUUGGGCUCUUCCUGCUGGGCUCGGAGCUGGACGUGGACGGGUUUGUGCAGCGUUUCUUUGACGGCCUCUUCCCGCUCGUCUACGGUCACAUCACAAACCCCGGAGUCGGCCACUUAUCGCCGGUGUACGCAGAGUGCGUGAGGUCGAUAAACCGCAACAUUAGACCGUUCGGUGCCGUGCCGGACCUCCUUGCUGAUCAGAUUACUCGCUCCGGGGUGUCUGGGAGGCUUCUGCUUCAAGCGCUGCACCUCAGCAUCGAGGUCAUCAAUACCACAGACCACUUACAGCUGAGCCGCGAGUGCAGGCGGGCCCUGCUCAAGAUGCACUACUGUCCUCACUGCCAGGGCUUGACCGAGUCCAAGCCCUGCAUGGGUUACUGCCUGAACGUGAUGCGGGGGUGCCUGGCCAGCAUGGCGGAGAUCGACGCCCACUGGAGGGAGUUUGUUCGCUCACUGGAGGGCCUGUCAGCCAAGAUGUAUGGAGCUCAGGACUUGGAGCCGGUGCUUCUGGGAGUUCACGCGGUGCUUCGUGAUGCUAUCGGACACGCUGAGAAAAACAGAGCUCGCCUUUCAACACAGGUUCACAGGAAGUGUGGUCCUCCGAGCUGGAAGCCUGCUCAGUCCGUGAGCGUCCUGGAGAGCAGCAGCACCGUUUCCAUCCCACCCAGAGCUGCUAACAGAACACCGGGAGUCUCACUUACUGUCAAGAGAAGGGAGUUUCUGAGCAGCCUGCGCUCCUAUCUCACGUUCUACAUUGGCCUGCCAGAUCAGUUGUGCGUGCGUGAGCUUGCAUCUGGUGACACCCCCUGCUGGAAUGGGACGGAGCUCGUGAAAAGCUACACUCUGCGUGUUGUUCGUAAUGGGAUCAGAGCUCAAAGUGCCAACCCUGAAGUCAAGGUGAAGGGAGAAGACCCUCUAAUAAACCAAGUCAUUGACAAACUCAAACACGUCAGUCAGAAGAAGCUUCACAUGUCUGUUGCUCUGGUUUCCCAAGUGGCGGGCUGA
This is a messenger RNA of Nematolebias whitei (Rio pearlfish), 1428 nucleotides long. RefSeq names its product glypican 5a (gene gpc5a). The record is from RefSeq and is a predicted model, not a curated record. The coding region runs from base 1 to 1428 and encodes 475 amino acids. Gene Ontology annotation, biological process: regulation of protein localization to membrane; cell migration; positive regulation of canonical Wnt signaling pathway. The transcript has 8 exons. NCBI's taxonomy places the organism in Eukaryota, Metazoa, Chordata, Actinopteri, Cyprinodontiformes, Rivulidae. Gene Ontology annotation, cellular component: extracellular region; plasma membrane; cell surface.